This is a messenger RNA of Debaryomyces hansenii CBS767, 2241 nucleotides long. RefSeq names its product GTPase-activating protein (gene SEC23). Gene Ontology annotation, biological process: endoplasmic reticulum to Golgi vesicle-mediated transport; intracellular protein transport; COPII-coated vesicle cargo loading. Gene Ontology annotation, cellular component: COPII vesicle coat; endoplasmic reticulum exit site. Gene Ontology annotation, molecular function: GTPase activator activity; zinc ion binding. The coding region runs from base 1 to 2241 and encodes 746 amino acids. The transcript has a single exon. NCBI's taxonomy places the organism in Eukaryota, Fungi, Ascomycota, Pichiomycetes, Serinales, Debaryomycetaceae. The record is from RefSeq and is a predicted model, not a curated record.
AUGAAUUUCGAAGAAGCUGAAGAUAUAAACGGGGUUCGUUUUGCGUGGAACACGUUCCCAUGCACUAAGGCCGAUGCCAACAAGUUAGUUGUUCCAACUGGCGCGUUGUAUACCCCUUUAAAAUUUAGAGAAGAUUUACCAAUCGCUGAAUAUGAUCCACAUUGCUGUUUGAAUACACAUUGUAGAAGUAUCUUGAAUCCAUAUUGUCAAAUUGAUCCAACAGGCUCUUGGAUUUGUCCAAUUUGUGGAAACCGUAAUCCAUUGCCUAGUCAUUACCAAGGAAUUUCGAAUGAAAACCUACCACUUGAAUUGAAUCCAAAUUCAUCAACAAUUGAAUACAUUACUGCUAGGCCAGUAGCCAAUCCGCCUAUUUUUUUCUUUGUUAUUGAUUUAUGUCAAGAUGAAGAUAACUUGAAGGCUUUGAAGGAGACAUUGGUCGUUUCAUUGUCGUUAUUGCCACCAAACGCUCUAAUUGGGUUGAUCACUUACGGUACUAUGGUUCAAGUUCACGAUCUCGGUUCAGAAUCUAUCAAUAAAUCUUAUAUCUUCAGAGGAGACAAAGAAUACACCGACAAGCAAAUUAAUGAUAUGUUGAAGAAACCCGUGGUUGUUCCAGCCCAAAACUUUGCAAACUCAUUAACCCGUUUCUUUUUACCAUUAGAAGAAGUCGAAUUCCAAUUGACUUCUAUUUUGGAAAAUCUUACUAAAGACCCUUGGGCUGUUGCAAACGGUGAUAGACCUUUAAGAUCGACUGGUUCCGCAUUGAACGUUGCUACUAAUUUAUUGCAUUCAACAUUUCAAGGAUAUGGUGCUAGAAUUAUGUUAUUCUCUGCUGGUCCAGACACUUUAAAUCCAGGUUUAAUAGUCGGUCCAAAAUUAAAAGAACCUAUAAGAUCUCAUUCUGAUAUUGAUAAAGAUAAUGCUAAGCACUACAAAAAGGCUAUCAAGUUUUAUGAUGCUUUAGCUGCUAAGCUUGUUAAAAACUCCCAUACCGUUGAUAUCUUUGCUGGUUGUUACGAUCAGAUCGGUAUGUCUGAAAUGAAGAAUUUAUGUAACAAGACCGGUGGUACUUUAUUGUUAUCAGAUGCGUUCACAACCUCUAUCUUCAAGCAAUCGUUCUUAAGAUUGUUUAAUAAAGAUUCUGAAGGUUAUUUGCUAAUGAGUUUUAAUGGUACUUUUGAUAUAAAGACUUCUAAGGAAUUGAAAGUUAGUGGGUUGAUUGGUAAUGCUUCAUCAUUAGCCGCAAAGACUAACAAUGUUUCGGAGAAUGAAAUUGGUAUUGGCGGUACUUCCCAAUAUAGAUUAUGUUCGGCUUCUCCUCAGCAUACCUACGCCGUGUUUUUUGAUAUUGCUAACACACAAAGUUUACCUCCUAAUUCGCAAUCCUAUAUUCAAUUUAUUACUCAUUAUCAACAUUCAUCAGGUACUUACAGAGUAAGGGUUACCACAAUUUCAAAUAUUUUGACGAGUGAAGAUGCUAUUUUAACUCAAUCAUUUGAUCAAGAAGCUGCUGCGGUCUUAAUGGCUAGAGUCACAUUAUUUAAAUCUGAACAAGACGAUGGUGCUGAUGUCUUAAGAUGGAUUGAUCGUAUGUUAAUCAAAUUAUGUCAAAAAUUUGCCGACUACAGAAAGGAUUUCGAUGAAUCUUUCAGAUUGAGUCCACAAUUUUCUUUCUAUCCCCAAUUCAUUUACUAUUUAAGAAGAUCUCAAUUCUUACAAGUGUUUAAUAACUCUCCUGAUGAAACGGCAUUCUACAGACAUGUUCUAUUAACUGAAGAUAUUAAUAAUUCAUUGAUUAUGAUUCAACCAACAUUAACAUCAUUCGCCUUAGAUAGUGAACCUGAACCGGUAUUGUUGGAUUCAGUUUCCAUCAAAGAUGAUCGUAUCUUGUUAUUGGAUACUUUUUUCCACAUUUUGAUUUUCCAUGGUAAAACAAUCGCCGAAUGGCGUAAAGCGGGUUAUCAAAAUAAUCCUGACUAUGCUAACUUCAAGCAAUUAUUAGAUGAGCCAAAACAAGAAGCGGCUGAAUUAUUAGUUGAUCGUUAUCCAUUACCUAGAUUCAUUGAUACUGAAGAAGGUGGUUCCCAAGCAAGAUUCUUAUAUUCCAAAUUAAACCCUAGUACAACUUAUAAUAAUCAAACCUUCACCGGUAGUAAUGGUGCGGUUGUUUUGACUGAUGAUGUUUCUUUACAAGUAUUCAUGUCUCACUUGCAGAAGUUAGUUGUUUCUGGUUCUAAUUAG